AUGGUUUCAAAUGAAAGACAGGUCGAUGUGCUGAUUAUUGGUGCUGGCCCAAUGGGGCUAAUGACUGCCUUAUGGAUGGCAGAGCUAGGAGUCGACACAUGCAUCAUCGAUGAUAAAGGAACGAGAGCCCUCAAUGGUCGUGCCGAUGGGUUCCAUGUGCGCACGGCAGAGAUCUGGGACAGUUUCGGCAUCCAUGGAGUCCUGCAGAAGUUUGGAGUCCGAUUUGAUGAGUGGUGUCUUUGGGCGCCAGGAGAUGAUGGCCGACUGUCGAGACAACAGAGGCAGAGUAUGAUGGGGUUAGAUAUCUCGAGAAUGAGCACCUGCACCAUGCAUCAAGGCAACACGGAGGCCACUUUGAUCGAUGCGAUUCGACAACGAUCUGGUCCGGAGGUCGAACGAGGCGUAGUGCCCAGUUCUAUGGAGCUCGAUGAGAGUCUCGUGGACGAUCCUGAGGCAUACCCAGUGAAGCUCCAACUGCGACACCAACGCAGAGAAGAUUUGGCUGUGUGGCGGACCAAUUCACAUAGUAUUCGCCCAGGCGGCGUGAUCCAGGAAGAAACGGGCAAGAUCCAGGGGGUUAUCUCUUCCUCCUUUGCAACCAAGAACGACACUAUCCCCUCGGUCAGCAGCGAGGAGGGAAGUACGACCACCAUCCAAGCCAAAUAUGUGGUUGGCAGUGACGGCGCCCAUAGUUGGGUACGCCGCCAGUUGGGCUUCCCAAUGGAAGGCACCUCCACCGAUGCCAUCUGGGGAGUCAUUGAUGCCGUGUUCAUCACCGAUUUUCCAGACUUUCGGAAACACUGCACGAUCCUCACCCGGCACGGAAGCAUUCUGAGCGUGCCACGCGAGGACGGCAUGACUCGGUUAUAUGUGCAACUUCCCGCGUCAUUUUCCAAUGCAUCGGUUACGGACUCUACAAUGGGGACGCAAAUUGUUGCCGUCGCCCGCAAGAGCCUCUUUCCUCAUACUCUGACGUAUUCCUACUGCGACUGGUGGACCAUUUACCGUGUGGGCCAACGAGUCGCAACCAGCUUUGCACACCAGAACCGCAUCUUCCUCGGUGGCGAUGCGGUGCAUACCCAUACUCCCAAGUGUGGCCAAGGCAUGAAUGUCUCUAUGCAAGAUGCCUUCAACCUGGGGUGGAAGCUGGCCGGGGUGAUCAAGGGCCAACUUCACCGCAGCGUUCUUCAGACAUACCAAUCCGAACGCCGGCCCGUCGCUCAGGAUCUCAUCAACAUCGAUACCAGUCUCGCUAGCGUCCUGGCCAGUGAGACCAUGUCCGACCCCGUGGGGGUUGGGCAGGUGUACGGGCGACUCCGGAAUUACGCGAGCGGCGCGGACAUUUGCUAUCCUGCCAGUGCUCUGGUGGCAAGCGGCACGAGGGCGAAACAGCAUUUGGCCAGCCGUCUGAAACUAGGGAUGCGAUUUCCCAGUCACCCAGUCAUCAAUCACUCCAGUGCCGUUCCCAUCGAGAGCCAAUCUCUCCUCCAAAGUGACGGCCGCUGGCGAGUCUUGGUCUUCGCUGGUGAUGUGACGAACCCGACCCAACUGGAGCGUGUGAAUCGGUUGGGCGCAUUUAUCAGUCAAUUGAUGACUCAAUUCCGGUCGAUUCACCAAGGUCAGCCUUUUGUAGAAAACUUGAUCUUCUACUACAAUCGACUAGACCAGGUGGAGGUCGGCGACUUCCAUCACACCUUCUUCCCCUUGGACCCCUCCCGGGGAUAUAACUACAACUUGAUCUUCGCUGAUCCACCCGCCUCGCUAUCUCGAGGCCGUCCGGAGUCUGCGCAUGUGCAGUAUGGCAUCAGUAGCGGCAGGGGGUGUAUGGUGGCGAUACGACCCGAUCAAUGUGUGGGCUGGAUUGGGGAUCUAGAGGAUGAACAGGAGUUGCAAAGGUACUUUGCUGGGUUUAUGCGAGAGCUACUUUUCGACAUAGUAACAGUCAUCGAGACCUGCGAGGUCAUCCAGCUUGCCGCCUGUCUUCUACCCGCGUCGUAG
Aspergillus chevalieri is the source of this 1998-nucleotide messenger RNA. RefSeq names its product putative phenol hydroxylase. The transcript is spliced from 6 exons. Lineage: Eukaryota; Fungi; Ascomycota; Eurotiomycetes; Eurotiales; Aspergillaceae. Gene Ontology annotation, molecular function: FAD binding. The record is from RefSeq and is a predicted model, not a curated record. Bases 1 to 1998 code for a protein of 665 amino acids.